Molecule: messenger RNA, 2767 nt
Organism: Cryptomeria japonica (Japanese cedar)
Lineage: Eukaryota; Viridiplantae; Streptophyta; Pinopsida; Cupressales; Cupressaceae
Product: transcription factor bHLH30
Exons: 2
Coding region: 1428-2330 (300 amino acids)
Biological process (GO): regulation of DNA-templated transcription
Molecular function (GO): protein dimerization activity; DNA-binding transcription factor activity
Source: RefSeq, a predicted model, not a curated record
UUACAAAUUCUAGCUCAGAGAUGCGUAUAAAGCUUGUAGUGGAGGCAGAAAUCUGCAAGAAUCUCAAGUAUAAAACUCCAAAUCUGUGUAAUCUUGGCUGCUUCUCGCUUCUUUUGGCUUUUGUCUUAUUGUGCAAUUUAGCAGAAAAGGAGGACGAGAAAAAGUGAAAUUAUGUUAAAGAAUGAGUGCUCAACUCAUCCACGAAGUUCAAAAAUUGGAGAAAUUCAGCGCAGCUUCUGUUAAAUUCAAGGGAAAAAAAUGGUGGAACGCCAAGCCUGAGGAAUGCGAGAGCUCAUUUGGCCAUAACUGAGUUCUGAAAAGGUAAGAGAAUAUAAUUAAAAGUUUGUGGAAUUCUGCUGAAAUUGGUUGAAAUCCUUCAACUUGAUCUUCGAGUAAAAAUCUCAAAUUCAAAGGAUAUAUAAGUUUUGUUUUGGUGAAGAAACGACUGUGGUGAAACUUAAAGUGAUUGCGCUAAGGUUUUGCGGCGUCCCGCGGUAAUCGGCCUGUGAAGAGCCCUGGAGCGCUGUGCUGUCUGAAGGUUUGGUUAUAGUGAAGUCUUUCUGUUUGUCUACAUCAAAACUUGCUGGGACUUCUUUUGUGAUUAGGCGAGAAUUGGUGCAGAGGGAAUAUUUGAAGUUGUCGUAUUGAUAAUCUAAAGAGGUUUGGCGAGUCUGCUGUACUUUUUGAAAAAUAGAAUUAGUACUUUGUGCAAUUUUAGGGUUUGAGAUUGAAGUUUGUCAGAAGACAGUAAAUUUUGCUGAAAUUUUAGGAAGUUAGGUGAACGGAUUGUUGAAAUUUGAAAUAUUUUCCUCUGUGCAAUAGGCAGGUUGUUGAAAGCUCGUAAAAUUUACUUUUUGGUUUUCAUGUUGCUUUUCCUUGUUAAAUUUUGAAUAUAAUGAGAUAAAUUGAGAGCUCCGAAUUGCGUCGGGGAAAGCAGAUUUGGUUAUUUUUUCUACGGAAUGGAAAACGGAUCAUCGGAGAAAAGCAAGGAAGAGAGAAGGAAACAAAAGGAAGAACUCAGUUGUGUGAAAAUAUUCGUCCAGUUCGAAAGGAUCUACCGUGGACCUCCAUCAAUUUGGUCUUGUGUUCGACCGCCUGGUUUUGAUCCUUGAUUAUUUUCCACUUUUCAAUCCAUGCAGUUGCAGCGAGAAAUUCACCACCAGGGUGUAAGUCUACAAGCUCAGACUAAAGCUGAUUGAGUUGAAAGGAUUUUUGUCUUCUAAUAAAUGUAACAUAAGGCAAAUUUGUUUGAUUUAGUAUGUGUCUCCUUGCACACUAAAUUUCCAUGUUCCUUUGGCCCUUAUUGGUUUAAUCAAUGUAAAGCCACUAGUCAUAGUGCCCUCAGCUAUAUUUUGUGAGUUUAGCAAGAAUCUUGUUUCAAUUUGCCUGUUGUAAAAGCAGUUGCUCUCAAUAUUGGUUUUGUUACAAUGGCUAUGUUUACUGGCAAUCCUUCUCUACACAAAACCAUGGCAGAGCUUUCGUUUCACCAGCAAUUUAGAAAAGAGCAGGUGUUGUCCUCAAGUGGGUUUUCUCUUCCGAAUUCUGUAUCUCGAUUUACAGAUAUCCCAGCCGGUGCAUUUCCUUUUUCUUACAGAAGGCAAUCAAAUUUGGCUGUUUCAUACUCCAACAACAAUGUUCCCGAGGUUGUGGAUGGAUCCAGGUUCUACCCACAGUAUUUUGCUCAAAAUGGGGGUUCUUUGGUGCUGGACUGUAGCAGAGGGGAGCUCGUGAAUGCUUCAAAGUUGACUUUGAAAGAGAUUUCAGAAGCAAAGGCCCUUGCAGCGUCAAAGAGUCAUAGUGAAGCUGAAAGAAGGCGGCGUGAAAGGAUCAAUUCGCACCUGGCAACAUUGAAGAGCCUUCUUCCCAGUAUUACAAAGACGGAUAAGGCUUCCCUACUUGCCGAAGCUAUUAAACAUGUCAAGGACUUGAAGCGCCGGGCUGCUGAAUUUGCCAAGACAGGUCCUCUACCUAUGGAUGUAGAUGAACUGCAAGUGGAAGAAGAUGCUGCAGCUGAAGAGGGUAGGAUUCUUAUAAAGGCAUCUCUAUGUUGUGAUGAUCGCCCUGAUCUUAUGUCUGAUUUAAUUCAAACUUUUAAAACCCUGGGUUUGAGAGCUAUAAAGGCAGAAAUUUCCACCUUGGCAGGCAGGGUGAAAAAGGUGUUUCAUAUGACUAAGAGUGAAGAAAAAUCAGAAGAAAAUCAAGAAAUGGUGUCAAUCAACUACAUACGUGAAGCUUUGAAGGCUGUGAUUGAGAGGGCUACUGCAUCUGGUGAGUCGUCUGCAAGCCCAAUCUCAAACAAAAGGCAGAGGAUUUUACCAUAUGAUGGUUGAGGUGCUUCAGGUUAAUUCACAGCACAUUAUGUCCUCUACUAGUAUGAGUGUUGUCUUCAUAGAAGUCCGUGGCUUUUCUUUUUUGGUGUUUGAUAUGUGUUUUGAAUUUUGCAAAGUCCAGAGCACGCUCUAGCAUGUUCUGAUAUGUAUCUGUUUCCAUUUAAAUCCUUAUGCAUAAUGGAAAUAAUUGCUGUGAUACCACAAACAGUAACUGAGAGUAAAAAGAGUCGGUACCUGACAGGUAAAAUGAGGAAUGCCUAUUUGGAUUGUGCUUUUGUAUAACCAUAUCCAGCUGAUCAUUGGAAGUUGGAGCUUGCAUGGGUUUGUAUAUCCAAUUUUGAUUGUUGGAUGAUACAUUACUGUUGAAACAAAUCCACUAUAAAAAAGACUCCAUGUAAAAGGUUUCCAUAUAUUGUUAUUUGCUAUUUUAAUCCAAA